AUGACAGAUAUAGCAUUUUCCCACUGUCCUAAUUGUGAGAUGGGGUUCCGCUCCAGACGACUGCUAGAGAAGCACAUGGAAAAAUUCUGCAUCGGACGAGAAAUGCCACAACAUCAUCAGCUUCAAGUGUCAAAGCCAAAAAGACACCAUUUCAGACAUGGCAAGGGAAAUGGGGAACCUGAACACGAGCAACAAGUCUACAACGUUAGUAGCUUUGACCAUGGUGGAAGCGUUUCAAACAACCAGGCCUUGAAGAAACUGACUGAAGAGUUCCACAAAUUGAGGAUAUCACUCGAAGGCACGCUUCCUACAUUUCGGACACUCCAGAAUGAAAACCAAAUACUUCACCAGCAAGAAUACAGUCAGCGUCAAAGGCAAAUGGUGGAAGCACAUGAACGCCAAUUGGCUGAAAUCCAAGCUAGAAACCAACACCUGGAACAGCAAAAAGAUGAGAUUCGUAGACGCCUGUCAGAGCUGAAAUUAGGGAAUUCGUCUACAUCUCAGAUAGAACAGUUGUUGAUGGAGCUGAAUACCCAGGAAGAAAAGAACCAGUUGACUUUGAAUGCACUGAGGGAACAGGUAGAACUUCUGCAGGUAGCAAAAGAGAGCAGAAGGAAGCUGGAUUCUGCCACCAAUAGAAAGAUAGAUAGCACUGUAAAUAAAAUGGACGAGAAUGCCAUCUUCAAGUCUAUGGUGUUUCCAGCAGCUGUUGGGCCCCUCUCUUCAGAGAUACAGAUGCUGUACCUGACUUACCUGCAGAGUGGAGGCAGUGACCACAACAUCCUCCAUCAGAUGUAUGAACUACAGCUGGAGGCCACAGCACUGGAAAAAAAUGUCACAAAGCCUGAACAGAGGGGUAGAAAGAAGAAAUAUGAAGGUAGUCCCAACUCAAAGACUUUGGAUGCAGAGCUCUUGUCCAUUGAGCUAGAGAAUCAACGUCUGGAAGAUGAGAUAUUAAAAAUGAAAAUUCUGAAGGACAGAAGGAGAAUGGAAAAUGGUUCUUUGGACUUAGAGCUGGACAAGUUGCAGCAAACACACAUGGCAGAAAUGGCUCAGCUACAUGCUGAGAUUGGUAGGCUGAGACACAAUACUGAGAGGAGGAAGCUUCAGUGGCCUAGAAGAGGAUCGCCCCUUCUACCACCUCCUAUAGCUCCACCUCUGCCACCUCCUCCUCCUCUUGGGCUCCCUGAUCCUGCCAUCCUAACUAGCAAUAUGGAUCCCAUGGGAUCACGUGCUACAGCUACAACCCAAUACUUUCUGGAUCCCUCUGAUGCACUAGGACCAGCUCCAUAUGAUCCAGUAUCUGGUUUUGUAAUAUUCUAUGAUUUUCUUUUGGGGCUGGAUCCUAUGUUCUACCAUGUUCGCCUGGUCUCUGGCUUGUGUCGUAAUGGGCAGCAGCUGGGGAAGUCCACACCUCUGCCUAUUGUCUCCUCUGAUAUGGGCCACUCUCCACAGUCUCUGAUGGAUAGGCAAAGAGGGUGCUGUGCCAUCUUAGCAGCUAGACAGCCAGUCCCAAGGAUCCUUCCUUCAACCUCCAUCAGCCUGGUAGCUGAGCUUCAAGCCUCUGGAGGUUUUAAUGUUUAUAGGCAGGAAAUCCAGAAUUUGACCUCCAGAGGAUGGGCCAAAAUCAACAUUUUUGACCAUCUGCACCAAGUGAUGAGUGGGCACUGGAAAGUUCCUAUCCGAGUGCUUCCUAUAAAGCCAAGCCUUACUGAAGAACAGAUGAAUGGUGUGCCUCAGGUUGGCAAAGCCGAGCUUUAUUUGCGGCUAGUGAACUCAAGAGAUGCUGACAUGCAAUCAGUGGCUGAGAUCCAACCUGGCAAUGCUUCCCUAUAUAAAUACCCUUCUACAGCAUCCAGUUGCACAGCGCCUCCUAUUGAUUCCCCUCCAACCCAGCAUUCUUUCCAUCCUGCCCCCACCAGCCUGUCCUUUUCUGCUUCUCCUUACACUGGCUUUGUUGACCCUCCUCCUAAUCAGGAACAGCCUGUCCAGCUUAAAUCUAACGAAAGGUGAAAAAGGAGAAAUAUUAUCCCCUUUCUCCUUCCAAGAUU
This is a messenger RNA of Python bivittatus (Burmese python), 2051 nucleotides long. The record is from RefSeq and is a predicted model, not a curated record. Lineage: Eukaryota; Metazoa; Chordata; Lepidosauria; Squamata; Pythonidae.